This is a messenger RNA of Sarcophilus harrisii (Tasmanian devil), 2069 nucleotides long. Its product is annotated as protein FAM122A. The coding region runs from base 702 to 1421 and encodes 239 amino acids. Gene Ontology annotation, cellular component: nucleus; cytoplasm. Gene Ontology annotation, molecular function: protein serine/threonine phosphatase inhibitor activity. Lineage: Eukaryota; Metazoa; Chordata; Mammalia; Dasyuromorphia; Dasyuridae. The record is from RefSeq and is a predicted model, not a curated record. The transcript is spliced from 10 exons. Gene Ontology annotation, biological process: mitotic G2/M transition checkpoint.
CCGCCUUCUCUUCCCGCACCCACUACGAAGGCGAUGGGCAAAGACAAUCGUCCCGAGGACCCUUAAAGUGGGGAGUAAGAAAGGGAAGGGAGCGAGUUUUCUCAGCGUCCCCCGGAAACUGGGUUGGGGAAGGAGAAGGGGGAAGUAGAACGCCCGGCGCCGGCGCUUGCGCGGUUAGGCCUAGCUGUCGGGGCGGACGUGGGGGCGUAAGCGUGCGGGGCGGACCCUGCCCUGCUCUCGGGAGGCGGCAGGUUACAGUUUUUGUUUUGCCCUCGAACCCUCCGGCUCUGGGUCCCGGGAGCCCAGAAGGAGGAUCGGCUGCAGCCGCGGUCCCUGAGCGUCUGCGCCCUAGUUUGUCCCGGAGACCGAAAGGAAGGGCUGGGGGUGGACGGUGCUUGGGAAGCCGCUGUGAACAGGCGCGAGGCCAGGGCCAGAGCAUGGGGGCCGGAGUCGCCGGGCCGGGCCCUGCCCCUCACUGUGUUCUCUGCCGCUGGGCGGGCCUCGAAGCCUUGAACCGGGCCCCCGCCCACGGCCGCCCUGGGUUGGCAGCAGCAUGAGCCGCCCCGUCGUCUAGAGUUGCCUCCGCCUCCUCCAUCCCCAUCACUCCCCACUCCUGGUCCCCGCCCCCGCCCCCCCACUCCCCCCCGGCGUCCUGAGGUGAAUGGGAGCCCAGAGCUGAGUCCCGGCACCUGCCCCCCGCCAUGGCUCAGGAGAAGAUGGAGCUGGACCUGGAGCUGCCACCGGGUACUGACGGGGGCGGCUUGCGGAGGUCCAACAGCGCUCCGCUCAUCCAUGGGCUCAGUGAUAAUUCACAGAUAUUCCAGGCUGAUAUGUUAAGAACCAGAAGAAACAGUACUACAUUUUUAAACCGGCACAACCUGCUGCUACCAUCUUCCCCUCUUCGAAUACCUAGUAGCCGGAUUCAUCAGCUCAAACAGGAAGAAGGGAUGGACAUGCUAAACAGAGAAACUGUGCAUGAACGAGAAGUUCAAACUGCAAUGCAGAUAAGCCAGACAUGGGAAGAAAGUCUAACUUUGAAUGAUAACGAUGGAGAGAAGUCAUCAUCCCCAAGGCGUGUUGAUUUUAUUCCAGUUUCUCCUGCCCCUUCACCUACUAGGGGAAUUGGAAAGCAAUGCUAUUCGCCUUCAUUACAAACUUUUGUUGCCAGCAAUGGGAUGCCUCCUAGUCCUAUUCCCAGUCCGACUAGACGUUUUACCACCAGGAGGAGUCAGAGUCCUAUCAACUGUAUCAGACCGAGUGUGCUUGGACCCAUAAAGAGAAAAGGUGAAAUAGAAAAUGAAGAUCAACCAAAGCGAUUUUUUCAAGGUACCAGUAGUAAUCUGCUUUCACCUGAUGUGCCAUCGGCUCCUGAUACAUGUGAUUCGACUUCUGAAACACCAAUGAUUUGUAGCUUUUUUUGAACCACCUCCUAGCAGACCACCAGAUCCUGAUUAUUCGGUACGCCUCCUCCCAUCUCCAACUCAAUCGGGUUUGCUGGCAGCUGGGGGUGCAGGGGGGGAACAAUCUGGCCUUUCAUCGGCCCUUGCUUGUGAAACAUGAGAUGGCUCCACAUCUCCUCCAGGGACUCUGUUUUUUUUUCUUCCACCUCCGGUUCUCAGGGCUUCAUGUACAGAAAAGGAGAACUUCUCAAACCACCAUGGGGGAGGCACGGGUGGGUGGAUUGUAGCCUUUUGGUCUGCUUUUGGAAACCCAGCGUAUGAGAGAAUGCAAAGCUGAAUGUUUAUCCACAGAAUGGCUUAAGAAACCGUGAAAUGUAAUCUGGGGUAGAGCAGGAUAUUCUAGGGGAAAAUCCCUCAACCUUUCCUUAUAUCAGUUUCCUCCUCCAGAAAGAGAGAGCUGAAUAAUUGUACAAGUUUGCCUUAUAGUGAUUUUACAAAGAUGAGUAUCAUAAUUGUCAUAAAAUUCAGUUGAAUUCAACACUUACUAAAUGUCAGCUAUGUGCAGAGCCCUGUGCUACACUGGGGAUACAAGGAUGGUUCCUGCCACUAAGGAGCUUGCUGAUCUCAUGUAUACACUCUGACACAAGCUAUGUGAAUAAAUGCCAUUUU